CCCCUCAGCUGCUGGCCACGCCCUCUCCGGUUCCUCUCCUCCCCCUGGCUGUAGUGAUGGUCGGGCUCGUGCUGCUCCUCUGCUCGUGCGCCUUGUUGCCCGGUUACACCGGCGCCAUCUCCUUCUACUUACCGGCAGGCGGCAAGAAGUGUCUGAAGGAAGAGAUCCAUAAAGAUGUGCUGGUGACCGGGGAGUACGAGGCGGGCGAGGUGCCCGGAUCCAUCACACACCUAAAAGUCACAGAUUCGGCAGGACAUAUUUUGUUUUCUAAAGAAGAGGCCAAGAAAGGCAAAUUUGCCUUCACCACUGACGACUAUGAAGUGUAUGAGGUUUGCUUCGAGAGCUCCGCCUCCGACGGUGCAGUGCGGUCUCCGGAUCAGUUAGUUGUCCUCAAUGUUAAGCAUGGCGUGGAAGCGAAGAACUAUGAAGAUCUGGCUAAGGCAGAGAAGCUGAAGCCCCUGGAGGUGGAGUUAAGGCGCCUAGAAGACUUGACCGACUCUAUUGUUAAAGACUUUACUUACAUGAAGAAAAGAGAAGAAGAGAUGCAGGACACAAAUGAAUCGACCAGCCUGCGUGUCCUGUACUUCAGCGCCUUCUCCAUGUUUUGUCUUGUUACUCUCGCCAUGUGGCAAGUGGUUUACCUGAGGAGAUUUUUUAAGUCAAAGAAACUCAUUGAGUAAUAAAAAAAAGAUAUUAAAAACGA
This is a messenger RNA of Hyla sarda, 703 nucleotides long. RefSeq names its product transmembrane emp24 domain-containing protein 10-like. NCBI's taxonomy places the organism in Eukaryota, Metazoa, Chordata, Amphibia, Anura, Hylidae. Gene Ontology annotation, cellular component: Golgi apparatus; endoplasmic reticulum; endoplasmic reticulum-Golgi intermediate compartment. Bases 57 to 680 code for a protein of 207 amino acids. The record is from RefSeq and is a predicted model, not a curated record. Gene Ontology annotation, biological process: Golgi organization; endoplasmic reticulum to Golgi vesicle-mediated transport; intracellular protein transport. The transcript is spliced from 5 exons.